This is a messenger RNA of Acipenser ruthenus (sterlet), 2904 nucleotides long. Its product is annotated as myelin protein zero-like protein 2. The record is from RefSeq and is a predicted model, not a curated record. Gene Ontology annotation, cellular component: membrane. The transcript is spliced from 5 exons. The coding region runs from base 220 to 933 and encodes 237 amino acids. NCBI's taxonomy places the organism in Eukaryota, Metazoa, Chordata, Actinopteri, Acipenseriformes, Acipenseridae. Gene Ontology annotation, biological process: cell-cell adhesion.
GGAGUACACUUGGCGCGCUCGGUGCCACUCACUGCAGUGUAAUAAUUAUCUGACUCAAACCCAGAACAACUUUUUUUUUUCCCCUCUCUCUCUGUCUUGCUGCCCAGAAUAAGUAGCCUUGCCUCAAACCCUAGCGCGGUUACCGGAGCAUUAUAUCCCGCAUUUCAAGUAUAAAGUAUUGUCAAGGCUUUUUUUUGUGUGUUCAGCUGAUCCGAUGACAUGUUUGGAAUUCGACUGAAACUUUGUACCUUCCUGUGUGGAAUCGCUGUCUCAGGUGUGUGUGCGGUGGAGGUGUACACACCCGAGGAGCUGCAGGCUGUGAACGGCUCCGACGCUCGGCUCAAGUGCACCUUCACAAGCUCCGCCGCCAUCAGUGUGCAAGCCUCCGUCUCCUGGAACUUCAGGCCGCUGUCGGGGGGCAACGAGGAGUCGGUGUUCUAUUACCAGGAGCAGCCCUACACCCCCACGAGUGGGAAGUUCAAAGGUCGUGCUGUGUGGAGCGGUGAUAUCAGGCGCGGUGACGCCUCGAUCACGCUCCGCGACUUGAAGUUCAGCGACAACGGAACCUACAGCUGCCAUGUGAAGAACCCCCCCGGGGAUGUGCACGGGCAGGCGGGCGAGAUGCAGCUCCGAGUGGUCACCACAGUCACCCACUCAGAGAUGAAGAUUCUGCUUGCUGCCAUUGGGGGCGCCAUCUUGCUGGCGAUCGUCCUCAUCGUCACCGUGGCCUCGAUCCGGGCCUGCCGACAGCACCGGCGCCAGAGAACCGAGCUGGAAAAGAACCCGCAGUACUGCCUCCACGAGGAGACAGAGGAUCUCAGUCCGGAGAACAGGCACGAGCAGAAACCCCAGGAGGAGGUCCAGGAGCUGAAGAGCUUGGCGGAGGAGACUUGUGAGGAGAAGGUCCAGGUUCACGUGAAAAGCGAUUCCUGAAGCAGAUGCCAGCCACCAGGACCGCGUUUCACUUUCAAUACUGUAAAUACCGUCCUUGUAGAUUAAUAAGAGACUAAUCACACUGCCAAACACUGCGCUGCCUCGCCAAGCGACUGAGAUUAACUCUAGUGGAGAGAUUGACUGCGGUAGCUGCCCGCUUCCCCAGUGUAUUCCAGCUCUGCUCAACAGUGCCACCUACUGCAAGAGAAGUGUCUUAGCAGCAGCAGCCAACACCUUGCACAGAAUGGAAAUGGAAGAGAGCUGGGACUGCAGCAGAUGCUUUCAGCACAGAGGGAAUCGUAACUCCAAACAGCUGGCAGAGCCUGACCCACGAGAAUCAUAUAGAAUGCCUUUCCAGUGAUAUUUCAAUAGCACUGCCUUCCAGUCCAAACCACACCCCAAUCUGUUACAAAUAAAGCAGCUAUCAACACAGUGUUUCUACCCUGCCUCACAGUGCAGCUUUGAAUUACACUAGAGCAUGCUCAUGUAAAUAAACUGCACCGUGCACACAGCCUGCCUGCCUGCCAGCCUGCACUGCCACUAGCUGGGAAUGCUAAACUUUCGGUUUUGUUUCCACGUUGUUAUCCACACUGGACGCGAGCGAAUCAUUUAGAAGUCCCUGCAGUGAAAUGGGAGUGUCCACACCAGCGGCGAGCGACGUCGCUUUGACAAAAUUCCGCGCUGCUAAAAUAGAACCUGUUUCUGUUUUUUUUUCGACUGGAAUGAAACUAACCAAUCAGAAGCAAGGCUAACACCCUUGACACACGUCAAACGCACGCCUCACAACACGUCACGCCUCAACACACGUCACGCCUCAAAACAAAUUCAUCAUGGACGACGAAGAGUUCAUUUAUGAGGCGCAGCAGUAUGCAUUAUUAUAUGAUUGCAAACUGAACGACCACAAAGACAUCCUGAAGAAAGACAAUGCAUUGAGCAGCACAGAGACAUUUUCUUUCUCAUUAUGCAAGUUGCAUUCAAAUGGGUUUAUUAAUAAGCAAAAAUAAACUGGAGCAUACAUGCAGUCUACAUAUCCAGCAUUUCAAUGAAAAACGUGCCCUUUUCCAUCCCACAUUCCCAAGCUCAUACAGAGUUUAGAAGAUUAUGAGCCAUAUUUAUAAAGCAACGGACUGUUUUAAAAGGAAAAACUAAAUAAAAGUAAAUAAUAAUACCAGGUAAGUGGUGACCUGCGCAUAAAAACACAGAUAAUAAUAAUGAUAAUAAUAAUAAUAAUAAUAAUAAUAAUAAUGAUAAUGAUAAUGAUAAUGAUAAUGAUAACACCGUGUAACAAAUUAUUAUUUUUUUUUUUGGUUCCUGGGUAGCAAGUGUUAUUUCCUAAUUGCUUAUGCCUCAAAAGUAUAGAAAAUGGCUAUUAUUCCCCACAAACUUUGCUUUUGUGACCAGGACAGUGAUAUUUUGAAAUUUACCUAUUUCCAAUGAGAAAACGGGCAAAUUUGUGUCUUUUCGUUCACAUAAAGUAAAAUCCAAAUUAACAUGUAUUUAUACUAAAGUAAUACAAACAUGACUACAAAAGAUUUAGAAGUGAGUAGUUUUUCGAGAUUUACGAUUAUACUGUAAAUCACUUUCACAAAUCAGCCCCCAAAUGUAGUCAAUACCCCUGAAGAGCUCGGAUGGAAACGCUGUGUAGCGGUUUGAGCCGUUCCAGGAUUUACUGAGAGCUUCACUGCACAGACCCUGGAGGUGAUCUGGGUUCCAGUGAGCACCCAGUAAAACAGUGUGUCUCUCGCUGCUGUGCAAUCAGAGUCUAACUGCCUAGUCAAGCGCACAGACGUUCCGGUUGAUUCCUUCACGCUUGCUUACGCAGUGUCAGUUCGUUUGCUUUAGUGAUGAUGAAACAGUAACAGGGGGCGCCUGUUUUUAACAUGUUAGUAAAAUAAGAAGAAAAAAUUCUGAAGUAAUUUUUGUUUUAAAUGUCAUGUUUGUGUUUUAAAUAAAAGUUAAGGGAAACUGAAA